AUGAGCUCGACCACAACAUCAACAACAUCAACUACGUCGACGACUGGAGUAUCAGCAGCCUCAGCGGUGGCCGCUGCAUUGGGCAUCACUACACCGGUGUCCCCAACACUCCAGUUGUCAUUGCGAUCAAAGAAGACGAUCUGCUCGCAGUCGUCACCUGCCUAUGGCUGCGAUGCCAAGCUGCAGCAGUUUGAUGCCACAGAGUACAAGCACAUCCAGUACAGCGCCGACGGCUCGCUGAUCGCCUACGUGCACGCACUGCACGUGGCCAUUCACAAGGCCGACAGCGGCGCCUUCUACACCAAGCUCGACCGUCCGGGCAUCGUGCACAUCAGCUUCUCGCCCGUCAACUCGUACAUGCUCACGUGGGAGCGUCCCACCGAGGCCAACAACAACGAGAACAACCUGUUGGUGUGGGACAUCACCGUCGCGGGCGGCAACGCCAACAUCAUCUACAGGGCGUCGCAGAGGAACUGCAACGCCGAGGCGUGGCCCCUGAUCAAGUGGACAGACGACGAGAUGAUCGCCGGCCGAUUGGUGACCAACGAGAUUCAGUUCUUCAACGGUCGCAACAUUGGCAUGGUGGCCAAGCAUCUCAAGCUGCCUCACGUUGCCGGCUUUGAGUUUGCGCCUGGCGAUGCGCCAUACAAGUUCUCGACGUUUGUGCCCGAGAACAAGAGCGCACCCGGCAUGUGCAGGAUCUACGUCUAUCCCAACAUCAGCGAGCAUGCGUCGCACCUCUCCUUCUUCAAGGCCAGCGAGGCCAUCAUGGAGUGGAACCGCAAGGGCACCUCCCUGCUGAUCCACACGUCGACCGAUACGGACAAGACAGGCAAGAGUUACUACGGCGAGACGGGACUGUGGUUCCUGGCGCUGGACGGCACGAGCUACACGCUGGGCAUCAAGGGCCCCAUCCACGAUGUAAAGUGGUCGCCAACGAUCGACCAGUUCAUCGUCAGCUACGGCAACCCCUUCCAGACGACAUUGUUUAACGUCAAGGGCACGCCCCUCGUCGACUUUGGCACGCUGCCGCGCAACACCAUCCGCUUCUCGCCCAACGGCAAGCUGCUGAUGCUUGGAGGCUUUGGCAAUCUGCAGGGUGACAUGGACUUUUGGGACCUGACCAAGUUUAGGAAGAUCAUUUCGACGCAUGCGCACUGCGCCACUCUCACAGAGUGGGCGGCUGACUCUGUGCACUUUGUCGUGGCAUUCCUGUCGCCACGUAUCCGUGUCGAUAAUGGACUCAAGGUGAUCAAGUACGACGGCAGCGUAAUCUACAAGGAGGCGAUUCCCGAUCUCUACCAAGUACAGUGGCGACCACAAAACCCUCUGGCCUUCCCCGAUGAGAGGAUCGUCAUGCCACCCGCCUCAGCCAUCAAAGAGACCGCGCCACCCGCCAAAUACACGCCACCCAGUCAGAGAGCCGCACUUGCAGCACAAGCAGCGACCUCGCAGAAGGAGACCGUGUCUCCCAACCCCCCAGGAUUCAAGAUUUACACGGUGGGCAGCGGCGGCAGCUCGUCAGUGGCACAGACAUCAUCACCAACCGAACGAAGGAAGCCAGAGAAGAAGCCCAGCAAGCCAAAGGAAACAGCGCAACCACCAGCAACACAGCCACAACAGCCAGGUAGGGAGAAGUCCCCAGAGGAGCUGCGAGAGAAGAAGAUCAAGGCGUUGGAGAAGAAGCUGAAGGAGAUUGAGCAGCUGAGGACCAAGUUGGAGCUGGGCGAGCACAUGCCACCCACAGCCAUCGAGAAGGUACACAACGAGGUUCGAUAUAGAGAGGAGCUGAAUCAAAUGCUUCGUCAGGCGACCUCCUCCACCUCCCAGCAGCAAUAG
Messenger RNA from Acytostelium subglobosum LB1, 1839 nucleotides. RefSeq lists its product as hypothetical. Gene Ontology annotation, molecular function: mRNA binding; translation initiation factor activity; ribosome binding. Lineage: Eukaryota; Evosea; Eumycetozoa; Acytosteliales; Acytosteliaceae. The transcript has a single exon. Gene Ontology annotation, biological process: translational initiation. The coding region runs from base 1 to 1839 and encodes 612 amino acids. Gene Ontology annotation, cellular component: cytosolic small ribosomal subunit. The record is from RefSeq and is a predicted model, not a curated record.